Messenger RNA from Schistocerca nitens (vagrant locust), 13848 nucleotides. RefSeq names its product serine-rich adhesin for platelets-like. The transcript has 18 exons. Bases 388 to 10110 code for a protein of 3240 amino acids. The record is from RefSeq and is a predicted model, not a curated record. NCBI's taxonomy places the organism in Eukaryota, Metazoa, Arthropoda, Insecta, Orthoptera, Acrididae.
UAGAAGUAUGAAUGCUAGUGUCAACAAUUCUGUGACACUGCAGUGUGUCAAUAUUAAUUAGUGUUUGACUUGUUUCAGUAAUUGCAUACAAAAAACCUGUAGCUGUCCUCACUAUUUGUUGGAAGAUGUAGUGGCAGAAGUUGUUGCUUCCUUCAAAGACUUGUUAUUUUCCAACACAUAGCAGAUUUACAGGAGAUUUCAUCUUACAGGUCUCACGACCGUAAACACAGACACAAGUCUGCAACACAGGAAAGGGAGAAGGAGCGGCUGGGAAUACCAGAUCCUACGGACUACCUUUACCGUCCAUUUGAGGGAACUCCGCAGCUGAGGCUGCCAUACAUAGCGACGGGUGUUCUGCAACCACACACCGAGUACCCCUGUGGUCUGAUGCGCUGCACGAGGACAAAGCCACCCAUCACGUUCUGUGAGAAUCCCACUGCCUCGACAGCUAUGUUUCGCACCAGGUCUGAGGUGUUAAAUGAUGCACAUCCACGUGUUGCUGAACUGAUGAGAGUCGUAAUGGAGGGGUCAUGGGCCAGUGCAGACACGCGGGCUCUUACUAGUUCCAAGCAGCGGUCAGUAGCAGCCGCAGCAGACGUGGCGGGCUCUUCCACCGAUGCCAAUCUGUCCAGCAGCCUAGCUGCAUUGCAGGUGUCGUAUGAUGAGAAUGAAGUGGAUGAUGCCGCCUCUGAUGACCUCAUCAAACCAAAGGAGAGAUCUUGGUAUCUUACUUUCAGUGUGAUUAGGGAGCUCUGGUCAGGAGACUCUGCAUCUGCUGUGGCUACCACAUCUGGCAGCCAGAGGGAGCCCCCUACGAUGAGGGGCAGUGCAUCAGAUCGAGACCGCGACCGUGACCGUGACAAGGAGCGUGACUUCAGCACUUCGCCGGAGGUCUCGCACAGGAGAUUCAGGGUGCGGUCUGAGUCUCGCCGUGAAGAGAGCUCUUCUCGUGUGGGGAGCGUGCCGAUGGUGUCGCCGAGGGCUGAACGCAUCACCGUCCGCUCCCGUUGGGACAGUGACUACGAAGAAGAGGAAGAGGAAGAGGAAGCAAAUGGAGAGUAUGGAGAAGAGCGUGAACAGAGAAAUAGAUUUGACAGGGCAGAGACGGCACUGUCGGUGUCGCCACGGAGGACGCGGGGCAGCUGGAGUGAUGACUUCGAUUAUUCGACUACUGCAGCAGAUAAAAGUGAGCCUGAUGAUGAUAGAGGUGCCGCACAACACGAUUCUUCCAGCAGCCAUGGACUGGAUGGGAGCAGCUUCGAGUAUCACAAUGGCAAAGACUCGGACAGACGCUCGCACAAAGAUGCUUCAGAAGAGGAAGAUGAAAAAAAGGAGAGGGCAAAGCAUGAAGAAGGCUACAGUGGUGACAACGAACGUGAAGACGAACGCCGACCCUUUGAACGAGUUGAGACUGAAGAUGACGAUGACGAUGAGGAUGAUGAUGAGGAUGAAGAGGGGGAUGAAGAGGAAGAGGACGAGGAGGAGGAGGGGGCCAAGGAGAAGGAGCAGCAGUAUGAGAACGAGGAGAAGGAGAAGAAGAAGAUAAAGAUGAAUGUGAAGAUGAAGAAGGAGAAGGAGGGAGAGGAAGACAAGAUAGAAGAAGUUGAGAUGGAAGUUGAAGAGGAUUCCCAGCCUGGAAUUAUUGAACCGCAUGAACCAAGUGACAGCACAUCUGCUGAAGAUGCCGACGUGGAAGACAGGUCGCUGACAUCUGGCAGCCACUCCCACAAGACUGACAGCAUACUACACACUCCAGUUAAUGGGUCCCAUACUCAGGAUGAUGAAGAAUCCCUGCCUUCCCAUUAUAUACAGAAUGUAAACCUAAAUGAUUCAAUUUCUGGAGCUUUGGACAAAGUGAUGCAAAAUGAGGCAAUGACUGAGAAAUCAAGUAGUGUGAAUGCAGCCUUAAUUGGUCCACAGCCACUGUCUCAGUUCAUGCAGGAGGAAAACAGUCAAGGGGAACCUUCAGAUAGUACAAAACUCGCGUCAGAGUAUGAAGAAUUCAUGAAGGCUGUCAGUUUCGAAGCCACUGGGGAUGACACCACGCAAGGUGAUGAGCAGAUGGAAAUUGAUGGUGGUACCCCGGUGCAGGACAGUCCCCAAAAAAAGGAAUCUGAUAGCCCCAAAAAAAUUCAGCCAGAGUCUGACAGUCCCAUAAAAAUUCGGCUGGAGCCUGGGAGUACCAAAAAAAUACAGCUGGGUCCUGACAGUUCUGAAAAAAUUCAGCCAGUUGCUGCCAGUCCAGAAAAAAUUCGCCCUUAUCCUGACAGUCCUGAUAAAAUUCGGCCAAUUAAUGACAGUCCCGAAAAAAUUCGACCAGAACCUGACAGUCCUAAAACAGUUCGUCUGGUUCCUGACAGCUCUGAAAAAAAUCGCCCAGAUCCUGGCAGUCCCAAAAAAAUUUGCCCUGUUCCAGACAACCCUGAAAAAAUUUGCCCGGAUCCUGAAAGUUUUGGAAAAAUUCAGAUGGAUCCUGAUAGCCCCAAAAAAAUUCAUCCAGAUCCUGGUACUACAAACAAAAUUAGCAAUAGAUCUGACACUCUCAAUGAAGCUCCUCGUGUUGAAAUGGAAGACACAACUUGGUCUCAUAGUUCUUCAGAGAAGGAGAAACAGCAAAGCAGCAGAAAUAAUGAUUCAGAAUGUAACAGAAAUGACAAAGUCACAGAGGGAAACGAGCUGAUGAAAGAAAAUGGUGAGUCGAGCGUGAAACAACCUGUAACGGUGAAUCUUGGUCCUAAAUUGAGUGUACCAGAGUCGGUCAGUGCUUUCUUAGCUGUUGCUGAAAGUGCAUGCAGUGAUCUGUCGGUAAAGCAGAACAAUUCUCGCAGCAGUAGUUCUUCCAGUAGUUCGGAAAGCUCUUCAUCUUCAGAUUCAGACGAAAAGCACCAUCGCAAGAGCAGGCACUCGAAGAAGGCUUCCAAGAAGAAGAAAAAGAAGAAGAAACACAAGAAGAAGAAACGACACCACUCACAUAAAAAGUCAAAAAGCAAGCAGAAGAAACGGUCAGCUACGAGUUCGUCCUCUUCUUCGGAUAGCAGCAGUUCGUCAGAUGAUGAAAGCUCUUCGGAAUCCAGUGAGGCCAAGGAAAAGGUGUCUGCACGCAGCAGGAAGAAACGGAAGGGACACGCACAGCAGGUCGAGGCCGGCAGCGAAGGCGAGGACACAGGUGAUGAAAGAUCUCCAUCCCGCACGCGGAAGGAUAAGGGGCAGAAGUCGACACGCUCCAGGUCUAAGGCAAAAAAAGCAAAGGACAAGUCACAUGGGAAGCGCCAUAAAGAAAAGAAGAAGAAAUUGAUAAAGAGGAAGAAGAAGAAGAAGAAGAAGAAGAAGCAACGGAGUCAUAGUAAAAAGCACAGUUCGAGCGAUUCGGAUGAUGUUGCCGCACUGUUGCUUCCGGAGCUUCCUGUCACUGCUGGAGGUGUGACUGAGCCCACUGGUGGAAAGACUAAUGAGGUGCUGGGAUUUGUUCCAGAGUUGGCUGUUAACUCCCACCUUCCUUCGAAAGCAGCUGAAACAGGUAAAAAAAACAAGAGUGCUGCAAAAGCAAAACACAAAAGUCGAUCUCGGGGUAAAAAGAAGAAAAAGGAAAAGAAACAGAGUCGACGACACACUCGCCAUACUGACAGUGACUCCGAAAGUGAUGAGAGUGGCGACAGAGAUUCGGACACACGAGAGGACGGAGAUGAACGGAAGGGGCGGCGUCGAUCUUCGUCGAUGCCUGAACCACCGCAUAAGAAGCGACGGCGCUCACCUUCCAGUUCGCCUGAACGGUCGCCAGCUCCAUCCAAGCGUCGACAGAAUCAGCACCCAUCAACUUCAGCCUCAUCCGAUCAACAGGCUCCGUCUGAAGGUGGUGGCAGAUCGGGUUCUGAAGGAGGCAGGGGGACCAACAGAGAGCGACAGAAGAAUGGCAGUGAUGAGGGGAGCGGUCGUAAGAGGGUCAGAGGCGGUGGCUCUCCCAAAGCAGUGGCAGCAGCAGUAGUGGCUGCUGCUGGGGAUGGGGCAGCGUCUGCAAAGCCCAGAGGUGCCACUAGGUGUUCAGAAAAGACGAAGCCUGCCCAUUUUGAAGGUGAGGAAGAUGAAGAAGAGGCCGACGGAGAGGGGGAAGAAGAGGAAGAUGAGCACCACAGACAUUCGAGGAGUCGCAUUGUGGCCGUGCGUAGGAAGAGGAGUGUCAGCAACUCGAGUUCGGGCAGCAGCUCAACAUCUGUCACUUCAAGCAGCAGCCGGAGUAGCAGCAGCAGCAGCAGUAGGAGCAGUUCGAGCAGUAGUGACAGUUCCAGGAGCAAUGGCAGCAGCAGCUCUUCUUCAGACGCUUCGGACAGCAGCAGUUCCAGCAGUAGCAGCACAAGUAGCAGCAGUUCGAGCUCCAGUAGCAGCUCCACCCCCAGCACGAGCAGCUCGAGCAGUUCAGAAGCACGUGCUGGCAGCAGUAGCAGCAGCAGCUGCGACCUGCCUGUGCCACAUGUCAGUGACAGCGACGAUGGUGACGAGCUGGCGGACCUCACAGGUGACACCCGCCCUGCCCUCUUCCCAUCCGGUUUGGGAGCUGAGGGCGAAGCCGAUGAGGAUGAUACAGAAGAUUCUGAAUCUUCAGACGAUGACUAUGAUGAUGAAGAUGAUGAAAAUGAUGACGACAGUGAAAAUGAUGUAGACAAUGAAAACGGCAAUGAAAAUCAAAAUGGUGAAGACAAUCAAAAUGGUGAAGACAAUCAAAAUGGUGAAGACAAUCAAAAUGGUGAAGACAAUCAAAAUGGUGAAGACAAUCAGAAUGGUGAUGAUGAGGACAGAGAUGGAGAGGAGGACAGUGAUGAGAGUGAAGUGUCGUCAAUUAUGUCACCUAGUCGCAUCAAGAAGGAGGCAGUCUCUGACGAAGAUGAGUCAGAGGUGUGGGACCCGGAAUCCCUGCGCGCGCUGAAUGAAGCAUUUGACAGCAAGGAAGGUGUGAAAUUGGUCAUCCUGCAAGAGCUGCCAGAACAUAUCAGAACCAGGAACAGUAAUUUCAAUAAGUCUGCAGAAAGACAGACAUCGAAAGAUGUGGCCUCAGUUGAGCUGAAACUUGAGCCCAUUCUUUGUGCCCCAUCAACUUCAAAAUCAUCUGUGUAUGAUGGUGCUGGACCUUCCAGGAAGCAGACUCCGGGAACGUCAAAGAUAAGUGAGUCAAGUAAUAGUGCACGCACGAGCACAAAAACAGAGAACUUGCCGGGUCCGUCGAAACCUUCUUUAGCAGCUGCUUCUGUAGCUGCCUCUCCCAGCACAGUGUGGCAACAGGCAGGCUCUUCGAAAGUGUGUAAUAAAUCUGAGCUGGUGGCAUCUGACAGUGGUUUGGGACAUGGUAACAGUUCUGUAGCUAACAAAGCAUCAACCAGUGCUAUCCCUCCGAGCCGUAAUGCCCCAGCCAAAGCAUCAACCAGUGCUAUCCCUCCGAGCCACAAUGCCACAGCUGUGGCUGUCGAUCAGGAGAGAGCCUCUCUGUCAGAAAGGAAUGAGUCGGUUCUCUUGCAGACCCAGAAGGGAACAGUAGACGAUGCAGAAAUUGGAGGCCAAUUGAGGGACACAAUGGUCGGAAUGGAAAAUGAGUGUCCCAUAUCGCAAAGAAGAGGUGCUGAAGAUACUUCGGAAGACGGCACACCUGUAAAAGGUCAUGUGAGAGAAGAAAUUGAUAAUAAUGCUGAACUCGAAAAUUCAAUUGUUCAGAACAAGCAACUGGAGGCACAACUUGCAGAAGUGCCUCUUCUGGAUAAACAUCCACCACAGACACUAUCCUCCCAGCAAAAGCCCUCUGCUCUUACUCAAAAAGGAAAUGCUUAUCCUGAAAUGUAUGAUAUGUUUGCUGAUGAACCACCAAGUGCAUCAGUGGUUCAGAGUGCAUGUAACAAAGAGAAUAACAAUUUGGAGCAACCAGGUGGAAGUGAGAAACAGGUCCGUAGGUACCAACUGAAUGCACAAACAUCCACUAGUAGUGAGAGAAAACCUUGCGCCAAGUCGGGGAACACUAGUUCUGCCCAUGAAAAUAGGAAAAGCGCCAACGAGUGUCUCGCCGAAGGCCUACCCCUCGGAAGCAGUGCAGCUCCAAUUAAUUUGGGGCUCUUUCACCUUGAAGUGCCUGUACAUUUUACAUCUGACAUUUCUGCAGUGAGCAGCUGGGAGGAGAAAUUUCGUAUUGCAGUGAGAAAUGUGCAGGAGCUGAAAGCAAGAACCGAAGAGCGUCAGAAAAAAUUGGCAGACGGAAACAUUGAUAAAGUGCCCGAAGCAGAAGGUGAAAAGAAAGAAGAAACAGUUACAAAAACUGCAGAGGAAUCAAAUUUGAAUGCUGACUUCGUGAAAAAGUCACACAGUUUGUACUGGGAUGAGAAGGAUGACGAGAGUAUACAUUUCAAUUGGGGCCAUGAACGUGAACAUUCGAAUACUGGAGCCCAGGUAUCAGAUUUUGACCAGACCACUCGAGAAGAGGGAGAUAACUCGGCCUCCCGUCAGAAGGAUGAGAACAGUUGGAUUUCUUCUGAGUAUGGGAAUGGAAAGGCUGAGGGUAGUCAUGCGGAUGGCGACAGUCACUUUGGUAAAGUUUUUUGUAAUACUGAAGUCAGUAGCACUCCUUCCGAAGUGAACAAUUCCCUAGAGGAGAGAGACUUCGAGGUAGACCGGAGCUCUUGCCACGAAAAUAGGGAGGCGUUGAUCAGUCAUGAGAGAUCGCAUGGUUCAACAGUACGAGAAUACAUUCCUCUUGAAAGGUGGAAAGAAAGUGAGAAUGACCAAAUAAAAUUUGAUGAACAAAAUGAGAAUGAUGUCAUCAGUAACUGUAGAAAAGAAUACAUCAUUCAUACAAAAGACACACAAAAUACGACUAAUAAUCCUCCAGAUUUGUCUGCAGCUGACAGUGGGUUACUGGAAGAUGAAGUAAAACCUAGUUUGAGUGGUGGUGGUGGUGGUGGUGGUGGUGAUGGUGGUAGUAGUGAUUGUGAUGAAGAGGAAGAAAAAACUCUUCAAGAAGUUGCGAAUGUCACUGAUGUAUUUCGUAAAUUGAUAGAAUGUAAAGAAAGGGGAGAAAUUACACUAGGUACUGAGUUAGAGCUGUUGGUUGCUGGAAGCCCACAUUCGUCUGAUGAUGAGGAGAUUUUACCUGAUUGUUUUUCUGACAAUCUCUUUAGCCUGCAAGACAUUCUCGAGAGAGAGGACACAGACGAAAAGUUGUCUAAUGAUGCCCUCUCGUCACCUGCACAAAAGAGGGCUAGAGAUUCUCAAGAAGCCACAGGUGCCCACACAGAGGACACUGCCAUCGACUUCGAAGAGCAGGACACUAUCUCCUCUCCCAGGAAAAAGGCCCGCAUGACUGAAUCGAAGGCCGAAAUGACUUUUAGUGGUAGUGGGGUUCUGGAGCCUAGCAGUGUCGAUGGGGAGGAGCACAAUAAGCCACAGUCUGCCACUCCGAGCAGUACCCAUGGGGUCUCGACAGACAGUAAGGCUGACGGUUCGGGUGAAAAGACUGGAGAGGCAGCUACCGCCACUCGGCACGAUGAACGCAGGAGAGAGAGGAGUCCAGACUCCUACAGGACCCAGGAGGAGAAACACAGGAAGAGCUCCCGCCACCACGAUGACUCUGACAGGCAGAAUCGGAGUGAUGACAAGAGGAGGGAAAACAGAGAUCGGAGGCGGGGAGAGGAACACAGACGUGACAGGAGGGAGAGAGAGCGGAGGAGCUGGCGGCGUGACAGCCGCAGCCGGAGUGGCAGUCCUGCGGACUACCUAUCAUCCAGGAAGCGCCGGAGUUCCGGGUCACCCGACCGCCGGCACAGAGGUGUGGAGGACAUCCCGCUGCCUGCAGCCCUGCGGCAGCAGCGGAGGUCCCAAUACAGGGCGGACGACGAGCCGCCACCAGCUGCAGAGGCACGGGAGGGAAGGCAGAAGCGUUCCUCCACACUCUCCGCUGGUGUUGACCCGAAGCUGUCAUCUGCUAAUAUUACACAGUUGGAACACUUAGCCGGCUACAGCUUCAGUUCAAGAUCAGAAUCUAGGACCACACGCGGAAAAAGGCCUCCAUCUCCACCGCCGGUGAGCAAGUCACUGAAAUUUUCACCCAAGCGCCCAUCCCUGGAUGACCGCAUUGAGAUGGAACUGGGUGUUCGCAAGGCAGCACCACCACCACCACAGCAGCAGCAACAGCAACAGCAGCAGCAGCAGCAGCAGCCACCGCAGCAGCAGCCACAGCAGCCGCCACAGCAGCCGCCGCCACCUCCACCACCGCAGUCAACGGCCCCUGUCCCACAGUUUCAUCAACAACAGGGACCAUACAAUUUCCCAUUCCCGCCCAACUACUAUGGCCCCCACACUCCUCAAAUUCCCAGUCCGGCUCCUCUGUUCCAGCAAGGCUUCAACCCUCUGCACUGCCAGGGGCGUCCUCAGUUCACCUGUCCCCCGCCACCCAUCGUGCGCUACACCACACCGCCACCGCCUAUCCAGAAUAAGAGGCCGCCAUUGCUGCCUACUCCUACGCACUUCCGGCCACGGAUGGAGAUGUGGGACACGAGCCCAGAGGCCAUGGCGGCCAUUAUGAGGGGCACGCCUCCUCCACCUCCACCGCCUGCACAACCCCCACCUCCCAUACAACCCCCACCUCCUGUACAACCUCCACCUCCAGUACAACCCCCACCUAUGCAACCCCCACCUCCGGCACAACCUCCUCCUCCUGUACAACCCCCGCAGACACCUCCACAGCAGCACUUUCACAAUUCGCGAGUUGUUCAGGUUGGCAAUGUGUUACAAGUAGUGCCAGCAGAACUGCCUCCCCCUCCACCCCCACCACCACCUCAGGAGCCACCACCAUCCACGAUGACGGGAGAUGGAGCGCAACGGGCCGGCGCCACACCGGGCACGUCUGUGGCUACGGUCACAGACGUGCCUCCGGCUUCUCCCGCUGAUCGGGGAUCGGUAUCGGCAGCAGCCCUGUCUGAUGUGGCGGCUGCCCUGGCGGCACGCGUCACCACUGCCGCAUCACACUGUACUGGUCCCGCAAUGCUACUGCCUUCUGUGGCCGCCGUGCUGCAACUGCCCAUGAUGUCGACAUCAUUGCCAGUUCCACCUGCAGGAGCGGUAGAUGGCACCACAGGAUUUGUGGCUCCCGCCCCUCCAGUCGAACAGCUGUCAGCGGCGCAGCAGCAGCAGGCUGCUGCCGUUGCGGCUGAGCUGGAGCGCCGGCGCAUCGAGCGUGAGAGGCGCCGCCAGGAGAAGGAGCGGCGUCGACAGGAGAAGGAGAAGCGCAGACAGCGCAAGCUGAUGGCGCGCGCCUCGGCCGCUGCUGACACCAACAUAAAGAAAGCACUGUUGGAACGACAACGUAUUAGUGAAGGUCUGGUGGGCACUAUUGUCGGAGAAGGAGAAGUCGACAUUGAGGAGAUGAAGCUACUAGAGGAAGCUAUGCAGGAAGUGCCAGAAAUGGAUGACGAAGCUGGUGGAGGCGAAGAUGCGUCAGCUACGCCCUCACCAGGAUCACGAAAACGCCGCAAAACUUCCUCGGUUCUUCUCGAAGUGAAGCCCCUUCCUCCUGCAGGCCGGGGAAUACUUGUAUCUCCCGGUUUCAGGGACAAGCCACUGAAGACCGCUAUGGCAGACCGUAAGUCUGUCAAGUUUGCAGACGGCGUCCAGCCGGGUGAAGGCACGUCACCCUCUGGAGGAGAGGACCUGCCAUCACCUCCUCCACCUCCCCGCAAGCUACCAAAAGAGAAGCGCUUCAAGAAGAAGAAGAAAAAGAAGAAGGUGAAGGUAAAAAUUAUUAGACACCUCAAUGUAGAAGAGGUUGUCGAGGAAGAUGAUGAUGAAGAUGAUGACAGCUCACCCCCACCACCUCCGCCAGGUUCACCUCCGCCACCUCCUGCAUAUCCAUAUCCUGCAUACCUGGCUGCCGGAUAUGCAUAUCCUUAUGCUGUAGUCCCAGGUGUAGAAGCCCCGAGUGCAGCGUCAGUUAUUGGCAAUGCAGAUCGAACAAUAGCAGGUGGAGCAUCGGCUGCUGUGGCACCAAGAACUCCAAGCCCAACCACCGUCUACAGCUCGGCAGCAGUGGCAGUAGCAGCUUCCACCGCCUACCGACCCGCAUCCGUGCCGCCUGCCACCCCGUGAACUCCCACCGUUGUGGACUCCACAGUGUGAAAUUCAGCUCGAGCACCUCGGGUGAAGUCAACCUCUCUCUGUGUUAAACAUGAGUGUAUCAUUUAAAUAUAUUGUAGUGUCUCAGGUUGACAGUAAAUAUGUUCCAAUGGAAAGCAGUCGUGCUGUGUGCAGACUGGAAAUGUGUACAGUACCAAAUGUGAAAUAUAUAAAUUUUGCCAGAACAGAUGUAUCACAUUAGCAUGUAGAUUCAAUAUUUUGUGGUUCGGUUGCAGUGCCUAUAACAACAGUUCUCAGAAAACAGAUUAAUAACUGUGGCAGCUGCUUGAAUGUAAAUUGUGUCAUACUUCUGUAAUUAAUGUGGUAAGUAAUUUACUGGACUGCUGUCAGAACCUGUCAGAUUUGAAAAUAACGCAAGCGUUAGACAUUGGUGAACAUUCUAGAUGAUUGUUUGCCAACUGUGUGUGAGUAUUUCACUGAAUGGGGGGAGUGCUGCAGAGAUUAUUCUGUCAUGUACUUGCACAAUUCUGCUGCAAUGUGUAGUGUGAGACAAUGAUGUGACUGUGCCUCUAGUAGUAGGAGACUACCACAGCUUUUGUUGACAAUUUCUCCUUGUGAAAAGAUGUGGGGUGAAAGACGACAUUCCCCUAAGUGAUAAGGGUUUGAGGUUUGCUGGUCUCCACUGUUCUUCAAUCAGUUUAUACAUGUUUUCAUUUUUGUUAACUUGAAGUUGAUGCUGUUGUCUUAUCCACAACAAAUUGGUGUUGAUUAUGUAAGUAAGUGAAUAUUGAUGCUGUUGCCUCACUCACAACAAACUGAUGCUGAUUAUGUUAGUAAGUGAAUACUCUAUUUCUUAUUCCUUUGAUAUGCAUUGUUAUAAUUUGGUGUGUAGCACCACUGAUAUUUCCCUUAUUUGUAUGACCAAUGCAAGUCGUGUACUUUUCCUUCUAACAUUACACAUUCCAUAUUAAAUGGAUACUGUUACCUGUGGAAUCCUUAAAAUAUUUUGUAUGAAAAUAUUUUGAUUCACUUACUUUAUAUGGACUACUUUAACUGUUGUGAUAGUUCCAAAAUUGUUUACUUCUUUUCCUGACUGUUUCUGAUAGAUCAGUGGACUGUAGUUAUACAUGUGGCACACAACAAUUCAUUGGACGUAAUAUCCUUUUAUAUUGUUUGAUUUUCUUAGUAUCAGAAAAAACAAAUUAUCAUUGUUUUUGCAAGUACUGUGUCACAGUAGAUCGCAUAUGAUAUAAGUGGUUCAAAGGGUUUUUGUUGUAGUGAAAUAGCUCCCUGUGCCUCUCCAAAGUUUAUUUGCUACCUCGUAACUUGUAUAAAAAAUUCUUUUGGAUUUGAUGAUGCCUAAGUUCUUUCUGUUGAGGGUUAAUAUGAAAAUUUAAUCAUGUUCACAGCAAUAUAUGUAAUGUAAUGCUGAUGAUGACAGGUUUGUGAGUGUGUGUGUGUGUGUGUGUGUGUGUGAGAGAGAGAGAGAGAGAGAGAGAGGGAGGGAGGGAGAGAAUAAACAUAUGCUAACUUUGAUAGACCAUUUAUAAAAAUUUUAUGAAUGUAAAAUUUUGAGUGCUUCAGCUACAUACAAUUCAGAAAUUCCUGCUAUUACAUUUCUGUUUGUAGAAAGAAUAAUUUACCAAGGAAUCCUUACCUGAAUAUGUGAAACUUCUGCCCAACGACUGCUAAAUCUUUUUGUAGGCUGAGAGAUACCUUAUGUUAUUAAGCAUAUCUUUUUUCACAGAAUGAUCAAAGUUAACAAUUAAAUUUAACCGUUGUUCCUGCUGUAAUGUGCAAAUGCUGUUAUUUGUAUGGUUUCUAAAGUGUUCAUAACUUACAGGUUCCAUAAUCAGUUGUUAUCUCUGUGAUGACAGUCUGUCCAGUUCAAAGACAAUUUAGUGAAAAUAAUCACAUAAUUUGAAUUGAAGUUCAGUGGAAUGUGAGCAUGUGUAUCUAAUUUAGUCGUGUUCUCUCUCUUCUCCUCUCUCUCUCUCUGUGUGUGUGUGUGUGUGUGUGUGUGUGUGUGUGUGUGUGUGUGUGUGUGUGUGUGUGCAGGCGUGCACGCGUGCACGCACGUGGCAGUUUCCUUCUUUUUAACAUUAGCUCGUUGUAUUUGCUAUUUUUUGAUGAAUUUUUGAUUUGAAUAACUACACAUUACUUUGCGUAAAUCAACAUAUCUCCUAGGUUGCUUUUCAUGGUUUAGCAUCCUGAAUUUGCUGCUGUUUAGUAGUUAUUUUCACUGGUAGGUGGAAAAGAAUGGCAUGGCAAUUGAGAUUAUAUGUUGUAGAUGUGUGCCCAUAUUUAAAAGAUAUAUGUUUUAAGCAUAUUUUGUUUCAGAAUUCAGUGGACAAAAUAAGUGAGACUGAUUGUAUAUGUGAGUUUGCUUACUCCAGUAGAUUAAAAUGACUGACAUUUGUGCUACCUUUUAUUGACACAAUGGAAAGAAUUAGAUGAUGUCAUUGUCAUGAAAGAUAUAGUAUAUUGUGGGUGUGUUGUAAUUGAAAACUUUGUGCCAGUCACUAUAUACAGACAAUGUCUGAUAAAAAUUGUUUUCCAACAUUUUAAUGUUUUUCAGCAGGUGAUUUGCGCAGCAUAUUUCUGAACCUGUAACAGACUGCAUAGCUGCAAUUAUCCAUUGAGGCAUGUUUGUUAGUUCCCAAUUGACAAAUAUAUACAAUGUUCUGUGUAAGCAACUAGCAGGUCUCUUUGUGUGCCCUUCAGUUUGGAAUGUGUUGUACUGUUACUGAAAAGGAAAGUCAAAAAAGUGCAAAGAAAAUAUUAUAAUGUUUGUUUUAUAUACUAUCAAACUGUCCAUAAUAAUAAGAACUUUGGUUGUAAUGUAAUAAAUGUAGAAUAAAUGUCUAUGUGUAUGUAUAUAUAAAGAUAGAUAUGCAAUUAAUGAAUUUUAUUGACAACUUGUUGUAGUUGUAGGCAGUUCCUAAUCAUGAUGAAUUGUUUGUAACUCAGAGCUGAAUGCAUUUUGUUGUAUCUAAGAAACUUAUUGUGAAAUUUUACACAUUUUGUGUGAAAAGAGACUAGAUCAAGGGGAAAAAAUGAAUUUUAUCAGUGUUUAGCAUUGCAGAAAGUAUGAUCACAGUUCUGAUUCAAAAAUACAUUUAUUAAUCUACGUGAUGUCAUUCUUAUUGAGAUGAGCCCCAGCCUGUGAAGGAGCACAACUGUUUUGUAACCAUGAUCAUUAUGGGUGGAAACUUUAGUCAUUUUAACACUUGUGGACCUUUCUGGGCUCUACACUUGUGUAACGGAUUCCCUUUUGAACAGCAGAUCCCAUGGACAAAGACUUCUUAAACCUGUUUUUUUUAUGACUGCUGCUCUCUUAACACUAACUUUCAUGUAUGUAAGUGCUUAUGCAGUUAUAACUCAUAUACGGAGUGUAGCAAAAAUGUUGAAUUAUACAUAACAGUUGUCAUCAUCGUACUCAUAAUUGUAAUCAUAGUGGACAAUGCAGUCCAUACCACUCGUAUAAGAACUCAAGGGCAUUUUUCUGUCUCUUCCAUGGGCAUUCAACAUUUUUGUAGAACGAAGCCUUUUUGACACCAUUUUGUUGUAAUUCAUAAUCUGUGCUCGUACCAGUUGCAUUUUUGUUCCCUUGUUCAUUUAUUCUUCUCUUCUCUCUUCAAAGCCCAGUUUCACAACCAUAUAACAGCAUAGGCACUGCCAUAACUUUAUAAAAUUUUGUUUAUGUGACCGUACUUGUUUUGUUGAUAAUAAAAGUUUAUAUCAACAUGA